AUGUCUGCAUCUAUUAUUGAGCAGUUCAUCCAGGACUACGAGGCUGGCUUUCAAUUCUACCUCAACCUUGCCGCCUACGCCGAGACAAAAUGCCGCAAAGCUCUCCAAGAAAGUGGUAUCCCAGCAGUCAUUACCUCGCGGGCCAAAAACCCCGAAAGAUUACUGGUCAAACUUCUCCAGAGGAACACCGAAAAGAACUACCAAUCCGUGGAGGAAAUCUCCCGUGAUCUUGCAGAUCUUAUCGGGGUGCGAAUGGCACUCUACUUCCCCGACCAAGAGAAGCAAAUUGAGGGUAUAAUGCGCCGGGUGUUCCAGAUUAAAGACCUGAAGCGACAUGACAAGACCCUGGUUGCCGUCGAGAACAAACCCUUCCAAACCGACGCUCUUCAGACGUCCAUUGUACCAACAGAGGGUCCGUAUACAGCACGGUUCCACGGAUACAGGGCGACACAUUUCCGCGUCAAAGUUCGCAGCGACGAGUUCGGCGAGUCCCCCGAUCCCCGCUUCGAUCAAACCAUGAUCGAGGUCCAAGUGGCUUCGUUGCUCAUGCACGCCUGGUCUGAGGUCAAUCACGACCUCGCCUACAAGACGUUGAAUGGCCAGCUGUCAAAGGACGAGCUCCGCAUGCUGGAUGGUAUCAACGGUCUCGUGCUUACAGGCGAGGUUCUCCUCGGCCAACUCAAAGCAUCCGUGGAAUCUCGUAUCGCAACGCAGAAACGGCAUUUCUCAAACCACUUCGAACUGGGGUCCUUUGUACAGCAGUAUGCGCCUUAUCAAGCCCCUAAGCCUGGCAGUACAUACCGCAUCGGCUCGCUCUCCGAUCUGCUGUACGUGACGCGCCAUCUGGGCAUCGACAACCCGGAGGCCUUGGGGGAGCGCUUGGAACGCUGGUCAGCAAAGCCUGCAAACUUGACCAAGUACCCCGUGGUUCAUUCGAUCUUAGAUUUCAUCUUUGCUGAGUGGGAUAAGCGUACUCCGCCAACUAUGGAGCGCCCAUUCCUUCUGGCUGAAUUGAAUGACAAUUUUGAGUCUGGAUCUCCAACACUUGAGCAGAGCUUGACAGUGUAUCGUCAUAUCCUAGCGCACACGUUCGAGGGAGAUCUGCUGCUGCCUACUGGCGGCGAUGGGAGCAUCGUCUGUCUCCCCGAGUCUUAUCAAUGGCUUAAUGAUGCUGGUUUCCUCAUUCCUGAUGUGCAGUUCGAUCUUCCUUCCGGUGAUCAGGUGAAAGAAAUUGAGCAGCACACUAAGGCGCUGUGGGAUGGGCUUGCGACGAGUUUCAAUGCACGGGUUCGAGUUGCAUUUGGAGUUGCUCGGGCAAAGGCUGGGAACCAGGGCAUAUGUUUGGAUGAGGCGGUUCAGAUGGAGUGA
Penicillium nucicola is the source of this 1368-nucleotide messenger RNA. RefSeq lists its product as uncharacterized. Gene Ontology annotation, biological process: guanosine tetraphosphate metabolic process. Bases 1 to 1368 code for a protein of 455 amino acids. The record is from RefSeq and is a predicted model, not a curated record. Lineage: Eukaryota; Fungi; Ascomycota; Eurotiomycetes; Eurotiales; Aspergillaceae. The transcript has a single exon.